This is a messenger RNA of Aspergillus uvarum CBS 121591, 1426 nucleotides long. Its product is annotated as tRNA 2'-phosphotransferase. Gene Ontology annotation, biological process: tRNA splicing, via endonucleolytic cleavage and ligation. Gene Ontology annotation, molecular function: tRNA 2'-phosphotransferase activity. The record is from RefSeq and is a predicted model, not a curated record. The annotation marks the transcript as partial. The transcript is spliced from 2 exons. Lineage: Eukaryota; Fungi; Ascomycota; Eurotiomycetes; Eurotiales; Aspergillaceae.
UCGACCUCGACUUUCGCACCCAGAAGGAGUAACACUUUCAACAACAGCGACACAUAACACCUCACCCCGCACCCCGCAUGAGCAACCGCUACCUCCUCCGAAAUUCUGUCCCGACGACAUUUACACCAAGAUCUCGCUCCGUGAACCACAGCGUUAGCCCUCCCCUCCACGCGUUCCGCCGAGUCAACCGCUUUCCACCCCUUCAGCAGCAGUACACCACCAAGCAUUACCCACACCCACACCCACACCCACACCCACACCCAUCCACAGCUACAGCCACAGCCACAGCUACAGCUACAGCUUCAAUCCCAGAACCCAGAACAAAUCCCGGCAUCAUGUCCACCCACGAAACCCCACCACCCACCGCACCCACCGCACCCACCGCACCCCAACCCCCGCACCCCAAUCGCAAAGACAAAAAAGGCGGCCGCGGAGGAGGCGGAAGUAAACCGCGCCACGAGGACCCGAAAACCAGCCGGCAGGUGACCGUCUCCAAAGCGAUGUCGUUUAUCCUGCGGCAUGCGGCCGAGAAGGAAGGGUUAGCGAUGGAUGCGCAGGGGUAUGCGAGCGUGGGGGAUUUGCUCGCCUGGCGAAAGCUCAAAUCCCUAAAGGUCACCUUCCCCGAGAUCGUGGACGCGGUCGCCAGCUCGGAUAAGAAGCGGUUUGGGUUGUUGUAUCUCCCGCCUACAUCUACAUCUCCAUCUAGUUCUACGGCGGAGUCUACGGCGGAGUCUACAGCCGCGGCUGAGAAAGCAGGGGAUCCGACAGGAGCGAGAACGACGACGGCCGACGAAACCGAAACCGCAACAGCGACCGCCCUCGCCGCCGCCGCCGCCACCACCGACCAAGACCCCACCCACUACCUCAUCCGCGCGACGCAGGGCCACAGCAUCAAGACCGUCGAGGCCGCGGGCCUUUUGGAGCGGCUGAGUCUGACUACCGGAGCCGACCUCCCGUCGACGGUCGUCCACGGCACGUUCCACGGGGCGUGGCCGUUGAUUCUUGAAUCUGGGGGCCUGCGGUGCAUGGGCCGGAAUCAGGUGCAUUUUGCGACGGGCCCGGCGCGGGAGGUGGUUUUGGCGCGAUUGCAGCAGCAGGGCGGGGAGGGAAAGGAAGAAGGGGCCGUCGGCGGGCCAGGGCAGGUGAUCUCGGGGAUGCGGCGCGAUGCCCAGGUGUUGAUCUAUAUCGAUCUGGUGAAGGCGCUGGAGCUGGGGUGUCCGUUCUGGCGCAGUGAGAACGGGGUCAUCCUGAGUGAGGGGAUCGAGGGCCGGGUGCCGUUGGAGGUGGUGGAUGCCGUGGUCGAGCGGCGGCUGGGCACGAUCUGGGAGCGCGGGGCGGUCGUGCAGCCGUGGCCGGUGGAAUGGAGUCGGCGCCGGAAUCCUAAGGGGAAGGGGCAGCAGGCAAAGGGGCAGGCAAAGGGGCAGGC